Penaeus indicus is the source of this 2062-nucleotide messenger RNA. Its product is annotated as beta,beta-carotene 15,15'-dioxygenase-like. Gene Ontology annotation, molecular function: beta-carotene 15,15'-dioxygenase activity; carotenoid dioxygenase activity. The record is from RefSeq and is a predicted model, not a curated record. NCBI's taxonomy places the organism in Eukaryota, Metazoa, Arthropoda, Malacostraca, Decapoda, Penaeidae. The coding region runs from base 108 to 1781 and encodes 557 amino acids. Gene Ontology annotation, biological process: carotene catabolic process; retinal metabolic process. The transcript has 4 exons.
CCCAUGUCCACUUGAGGAGAGAGUGAAUCACCAUCUCAACUCGAAGCUUCCACUCGCACUCUCUCUCUCCCUCACUCGCACCUCGGGCCCACUGGACACCGGUCACCAUGCCUCUGCCGCUCUACUCAAUAGUCAUCUUCGCUCUGCUGACCCUCGCCCACGGGGAGCCUGACCUGCCGACCUCCUCGUGGCUCCGUCACUGCGAGAAGGACACGCCCACUCCCGUCCAGGGCGUGACAGAGGGCGUGGUUCCUGCGUGGUUGGAGGGACGCCUCACGAGAGUGGGUCCCGGGAUGCGACAUGUCGGGAACACGUCCUACAGGCAUUUGUUUGAUCCGUUGGCCGUCCUCCAUCUGGUCACCGUCCAGGGGGGGGAGGUCACCUACACGUCCAAGUACCUGGACAGCGACGCCUACCGAGCAAACCUGGAGGCAAAUCGCAUCGUCGUGGGAGGGUUCGGCACCGCCCCCUUCCCUGACCCAUGCCGUACCUUGUUUGACAGCGUGGCGUCUUGGUUCUCACGUCCGCCCAAGAUAAUGGAUAACUGCCUUGUCAAUGUUCUGCAAGUGAAGGACCAGAUGAUUGCCAUGACGGAGACGGAUGAAGUGAGAGUUGUGGACGCGGAGACUUUAAACACUUUCGGACACAAGCUAACAAUAUCGGAUUACGUUGCAAUCCGACAAGCCACCGCCCACCCUCAUGUCGAACCAGACGGCACUGUUUACAACCUAGCUUCUUCCGGAAACAGAAACGGCCCCACCUAUAACAUCAUCUCUCUCCCCAACGGUGAAAUUGAAAUGGCAAAAAUGGAAGCAUCGAUUCUCGCCAGGUGGAGGUUCCAUCCAGGAUACAUGCACAGUUUUGCCAUCACGGAAAAUUACUUCAUCCUGCUUGAAACGCCUUUCACGUUUAGCAUCGGCGCCCUUCUGGCCGGGCGCUACUUCGGCAAAAGCUUCGAGGAGGCUAUGGUGUGGUUCCCCAACGAGAAGGUCCAUUUCAGGCUGAUUGACCGGCGGACCGGGCAGGAGCACCCCACUACCUUCACCUCCGACGCCUUUUUCACCUUCCAUCACAUCAACGCUUACGAGACGAGUGAUGACAUGCUCGUCAUCGACGUCUCCCAUAUCGAAUCCGGCGAUAUCGUGAAGGCUCUCUACUUCUCCAAUAUCAACAAAGCGAACACUGACCCGACGAAGUUGAAAUCUAACACUGUGGCCAAGAGGUUCCUCUUGCCCUUGGGAGAUGUCAGUGGAAUGCCCACAGAAAGUGAGCUCCUGGAGGGGGUUUCAGAUGCCAAAGUGGAGAACCGUGCAGGAGACUCGGCUUCUGCAAAGAAAGUCAACGACAACACGAUUCACCUUGAGGCCCUCACCCUCAACCCUAUAUUCUUUGAAAUGCCAAGAAUAAAUUAUGCCUACAAUGGUAAACGGUACCGUUAUGCCUAUGGUGUAAGUAAUGAAGGGAUGGUCCUCGACUUUACAACACUUGUCAAGUUAGAUGUGAAAACAGGUGAGAAAAAAGUUUGGAUGGACCCUGCAUACUUCGUCUCAGAACCAGUCUUCGUAGCCUCUCCUGAUGGCAAGUCCUCUGGAGUAGAAGAUGAUGGAGUAGUGUUGUCUCUCCUGCUUCACAAGACAAACCCUCGCCUUCUUUCAUUUUUAGUUCUAGAUGCACAGAAUUUCAACCAGAUUGCCAAGGUUGACUUUGAAGCACAAGGGACUGUAACGCCUACAUUCCAUGGUCAGUUUGUCAGUUCAUUUGACCAGGUUCAUGGUUAUUAAAUAACAUAUUGUAUAGCAAAUCCCUCUACUGUGUUAAAAAAAAACAGGGAGAAACACCACUCAUCUUACAUAUACUGAGUUUUCUAUAUUCAUGGACUCCUUAAUAGCCAACAUCAGUGAAUUUUUUUUCAACAUAUAUUCAUAUUUGGAUAUUUACACGCUCAGAGUAAGGUUUCAUAUUUUUCUAUGGAGUUUUCAUUUCUUGUUUUGCAAAAACAAAAAAUUUAGUAACUUCACACAUACUCAAAUAGCUUUAUACCAUUGAAUAAAUACUGAAAUAU